CAAAUGAUUUUCAGUUUCAGAAUAUUUUCUUGAUUUGUGCCUCAGUGGUAAAAACUCCACUGACCCUGAAACCGUACUUCCCGUGGCAAAUGAAAAUAAACAGCGUUUCAGAAACCUCAUCUGGACCAAACAUAUUUUAACAUUUAAAAUAUAUGUAACAUUAAAAGUAAAGAAGCUACAGUGUCGUGUCGUGACUUUUCUCUGGUCUGUAACAGAUGGCCGGGGACGUAAGACACGCCUGGGAUUAUGAAUGACCCGUGUUGCAGACAGUAAUAUCUCAUACAUAUAUCCAGGACUUAACUGAAGCAGGAAAUAAGCAGCUGCUACAAUCCUGUAAGCUGCACAAAAGAAGGAAACGGAGAGUAUUGGACCGGUGGUGGAACAAAUAUCAGGCAGAAAAGUUGGGUGAAAUUUAUUUUUUUAAAUUCACUCCACCAGACUAUGUGCUGUGACAACAUGAGAAAACUAGACCGGUCCUAUAGACCUGAUACUUCAGUGCUGUAUGUUGGAGGGGCAGACGUGGGGCGGGGGCAGAGUCAGUGGACACAAGCAAACGUACUCACUUUAGUGUCAAAUGUUUCACCUGGGAGUAAAAUGGUUAACUGUCAAAAAGUCCAAUUAGACCACGUGAGCUGUCCUACAGGUCCGACAUAUUUAUAUGUGCCUCCAGUCUGCGGGGAUGGAUCCACGAGUUGGACCAAAUCUCCUGCGCAUACAGUAACACAGUAACUCAGCCUUACAUUCAGCCACACCUGGUCCAGGAUCAUGGAGGAACUGGCCCGGGAGAGCAUCAGCCUGCUGGCCCGGUCUGCGUCCCACGCUGACCCUCCACGGCUCGGGUCUUUUGGAGCCAUCUUUAUUUUAUUGAAGUCCGCCCUCGGAGCCGGAUUGUUGAACUUUCCAUGGGCUUUCCAGAAGGCUGGAGGAGUGAACACUGCCAUCACAGUGGAGAUGGUGUCGCUGGUGUUCCUGAUCAGCGGUCUGGUCAUUCUUGGCUACGCAUCGUCCGUCAGCAGACAGAAAACCUACCAGGACGUAGUGAGAGAAGUGUGUGGACCAGCUGUUGGUCAACUCUGUGAGGUCUGUUUCUGCUUCAACCUCUUCAUGGUGUGUGUGGCCUUCCUGGUGGUGGUCCAGGACCAGCUGGAGAAAUUGUGUGUUUCUCUGUAUGAAGCCGUCACUGGUUCCACUGAGGGGGAAAUGCCCUAUCACUGGUACACUGACCAACGAUUUGCCCUCUUCAUCAUGUGCCUCAUCAUCAUUCUGCCACUGUCCAUCCCUAAAGAGAUCGGCAUCCAGAAAUACACCAGUGUGUUGGGAACACUAGCAGCCACGUACCUGUGUGUAUCGGUCAUCGUCAAAUACUACCUGAUGGACAGUCAUACAGCCAUAAUAACUCCAAUACACAGUCAAGGAAUAAGUUCAUGGGCAUCAAUGUUUAGCGUAGUGCCGACAAUCUGCUUUGGCUUCCAGUGCCACGAAGCUUGUAUAGCAAUUUACAGCAGCAUGGAGAACCAGAAGAUCUCUCACUGGAUGUUCAUCUCCGUGCUCUCCAUGUUCUUCUGUCUGCUGGUCUACACUCUAACAGGUGUCUAUGGCUUCGUGACAUUUGGACGAGAUGUGGCCCCGGAUAUUUUAAUGUCAUAUCCUGGCAACGACGUGGUCAUGAUCAUCGCGAGACUGCUCUUUGGAAUUUCCAUCGUCACCAUCUACCCCAUCAUUCUCCUGCUGGGGAGGUCUGUCAUCCUGAACCUGGUGAUAAGAAUUCAGAGACGUCGCUGGGGGCUGGUCACCCACUCAUUUGAGAGUCGCUGCAGGGUGCUCCUCACUGUGAUCUGGAUCUCCGUCACGCUCCUCAUCGCCAUGUUUGUCCCCGACAUGAGCAAAGUUAUUAGUGUCAUCGGAGGAAUCAGCGCCUUCUUCAUUUUCAUCUUUCCUGGUCUUUGCCUCGUGUUUAUAAUGCAGACAGAGAGUGUGAGCCCAAAAGUCAGGUGUAUUUUAACUUGGUGGGGGGUCGUCACCAUCGUCGUGGGAGCCUUCAUCUUUGGACAGAGCACAACCAUCGCUGUCAUGGAAAUAUUUACCAAUUCUGAGUACUACGGCCAUUAGUACCAUGAACGUUUUUAAUUGACCAUUUUUAAUAAUAUA
Cynoglossus semilaevis (tongue sole) is the source of this 2148-nucleotide messenger RNA. Its product is annotated as putative sodium-coupled neutral amino acid transporter 8. NCBI's taxonomy places the organism in Eukaryota, Metazoa, Chordata, Actinopteri, Pleuronectiformes, Cynoglossidae. Bases 766 to 2109 code for a protein of 447 amino acids. Gene Ontology annotation, biological process: amino acid transmembrane transport. The record is from RefSeq and is a predicted model, not a curated record. The transcript has 10 exons. Gene Ontology annotation, molecular function: L-amino acid transmembrane transporter activity. Gene Ontology annotation, cellular component: membrane.